AUGGAGAUGUGUGAGAGCAAAGAGCUGAAAGCCCAGGCUGACCAAGCCUUCCGGAAUCAAGACUUCCAGAUGGCCAUCGCCCUGUAUUCCCAGGCCUUGGUGUGGGCGCCCAGCGAGACGCUGCUGUCCAAUCGGAGCGCCGCCUAUGCGGCGGCCGGAAACUUCAAGGCGGCCCUGGAGGACGCCAAGAGCUGUGAGGAGAUGGCGCCGGACUGGCCCAAGGCGGUGUUUCGGCGCGGUGUCGCCCUGCGUGGGCUCAAGCGCUAUGACAUGGCAAUCAGCGCCUUCGCCCAAGGCCAGGAUCAGGAUCCCAGCAACCCGAACUGGCACAAGGAGAUCGAGGAAACUGAGAGGAUGCGGGAGCUGCAACGUGGCGGGCGCCAACGGAGCUACCAACUGAGCGAGCUGCCGGUGGUGCCCAGCGAAAUAGCCAAUGGACAGCCUUCGAGGCCUGUCACUCAGCUAAGCCCGCCGGCCAUUAUAACAAGGAGCGAUCAGCUGGCAUGCUUCCUCAUCGCCGCUUUCACCCUCUUGAGCGUGGCCUGCCACCCAAAAACUCCACCAGAUGCAGAGUCUUUGCAGUGGUGCCAGGUGCUGGGUACAAAGACCACCAUCGAGGACAUCGUCAAGCACAUGGGCAGCUCUGGCAUGCUCACCCUGCACGGAGAAUGUCCGGAUAUGGCACGGCGCAACGCUCGGAUGCCUCCGCGCUGCGAGAUCCAUGACUUGGGCGGCGCAGUGCCGCUCCCGCAGCCGAGCCGAGCUCACGAGGUGGACGGCGGACAGCGGCUGCUGAACCUCGUGCCGACGCCCACCUGGGAGUGUGGCAAGAAGACGGCCAAGGUUUGGGAAGCUGGGUACGCGUUGUCGCCGGCCACCGAGAACUGGUCCCGGCACGUGCGAGAGGCGCAUCGCACGCGCUCAGCGUUGGCCGUGGGUUUCGUCGGCGCUACAUCUGCUGGAAAGAGCUGGUUGGUGAGCAAGCUGCAAAGCGAAGGCGCUGCUCAGCCAGCCCGCUUCGAGCAGAGUUUUUCCGAAGGUGUGGACUUGCAGUCCAUGACUUCGGACAUCAACCUGUACAUGGACCCAGUAGACCACAUCUAUUAUGUGGACUUUGAGGGGACCUAUGGCACGCUCCCGCUGCAGUACUAUGCUGCGGACAUGGCCAAGGUCGUGCAAAGAUGUGCGGAUGUCACAUCUUGGGAGUCCAGGCGACGGCAGGUGCUCAAAGAGUCCUUUCAACCUGCCAUUGCCUACCUGAUGUGUGAUGUUGUGGUCUUCCUUACCCGGGAAAAGCUUGUAUGCCGCCGAGCGCUGGAGGAGUGUGAGCAAUUUGCAAGAGCGGCCAAUGCCAGAGUUACCAACGCGCUGCCACCAGCACUGAUCAUUGUGCAGAACUGCUGCAGGCCCAGCGAGGGCUUGUUUGACUCGGACAAGUGUACAGAAGCAUUUCGGCGAGCUCACUUCAGUGCUGGCCGCUGGAAUUACGACGAGCCGCAGGAUGCGAAGCCUGCCACCAGUGCAGCUGUGGCACAGUGGGCCGAGUAUUUCAGGAGCAUUGACUGCUUCUGCGUCCCUGACGAGUAUACAUUCUGCAAGCGGAGUGGUUUUGAUGGCGAGGACGUUUGCAAGGAAGUGAUCGCCAAGCUGAAGGCCACCAUCCGAACAAGACUCAGCGAGGGAGAGCCGCCUCGAGCUGUUCACGGCAUCAGCCUCUCGCAAUUUCAAUGGUUUGCAGCGCUAUCCACGCUGUGCAGCAUCAUCAAUGACCAGGAGACGGUGGCUAUGUCAGCCAUUUACAUUCACGCUGGCGCUGUGGCAGGGGGUGUAGAUGAGCUGAAGUCUGUCCUGCUGCAGCUGAUGCACCCCAUGAAGCGCCUGGACGUUUUCGAUGCCACGGACUUCCACAGAAGGCUUGGCGUGGCGCUGGGGGUCAUCGCGCGCUUCGUGGUGCGCCACGACAUGUCAGAAGAGGAUGUACGCCAGGUGGUCAGAUACAUCGUCUCGCUCUUCCCCUGCGGUGCCGUUGCGCCGCCCACGGUGGAGCGUGCCGAUGGGAGCAAGAGACCCGUGGUAUGUGCACAGAACCAGCUCUUCCACCAGGGCCUACACCGAUCCAAUGUUUUGGUGCGUACCGUAGAUGCCGGUUGGUUCCAACACCUCAGCGAGUGGCUGCAAGGUGGUGUCACAUAUGCGUGGCCUGGAGAGUUUUCCUGCUCCGAGAGCGUUGCCGAGGCUUCCAACCAAGCCGUCCUCACGGCCUCCAUACUCGAACAGGUGGAGGAGUACAAGGUCGCAAAAUGUUUGGAGGGACUGGCGCCAAAGGUCGGCACGCCGUGGGUUCUGAAGGCUCAUGGCAGCUUCAGCCAGAGCGGCCUCAAGGUACUGCAGGACUCGAGCCGCUUGUGCAUCGUGUGCACGGAUGCCGGUUCGGACACCGGGAGCCUUUGGAAGUUCUGGACAUCGUCGGCGAACGAUUUGCUGCCAGUUUGUGCCCACUGCUACCAAAUCAUGGAGAGCAAUGGGUUGUGCAAGGGCAGCACAAUUGCGCCAGCUGCGCAAGCAAACUGUGGAAAAGAAGGACGGCGAUGCGCGGCUUGUGCCCAGCAGCCUGGCCGGGUCAUCAUGACCGAGGAUCGGCUGUUGACACCCACCCCCAUUCAGACCUGGCGCGGCUGUGCAGCCAAAUGA
Molecule: messenger RNA, 2691 nt
Organism: Effrenium voratum
Lineage: Eukaryota; Dinophyceae; Suessiales; Symbiodiniaceae
Source: the annotation of a GenBank genome assembly